This is a messenger RNA of Cladocopium goreaui, 2331 nucleotides long. Lineage: Eukaryota; Dinophyceae; Suessiales; Symbiodiniaceae. The record is from the annotation of a GenBank genome assembly.
AUGGCUGGACAGAUCUUGGUGAGUUGGGCCUGGAAGAAAGCGAAGGCCGAGAAGUUGAUCUCCGCCUCGGAGGUGGUGAAGAGUUGGGGUGCAGGGUAUCCCAUCUGCGGCUCGAUGCAUCUGGAAUGCAGCUGGGGCAAAGGAGGCGUCUCGAACAGUGAUCGAUGCAACCCGGACAAAGACUGGUACUGGAGAGACCACUUUGCUCAGCAAAAUGUGGCCACCUCAAUGACGGAUUUAGCCAAAGAGCGAAAACCGAGUUUCGUGAUCAACACCGCAGACAACUUUUACUAUGCAGGUGUGAAAAGCACUCAAGACAAGCUUUGGAGUAUGAUGUUUGAGGAGCUCUAUCCAGAUCAAAGCCUGCAGAUCCCGUGGUUAAGCUCCCUAGGGAAUCACGACUAUGGUGGUCAUACCUGUGACGUGUGUCUUUUCAAAGCGUCCGGCCAAGAAACACGCAGAGACAAGCCAUGUUCGCAGGCCAUGAUCGACUACGACACGGAGCAUGACUGGCAGUGGCCGAAGAACAAAGAAGUGCGCUGGGUGCUGCCCAUGAAGGGCAACGAUCGAUGGUACAUGAAGUCCUUCGUCUUUAAGAAGGCCAACGUGUCGCUGGAUGUCUUUGUGAUCGAUACCAACAAGGCGCACAUCAGCUCACAAUGCAGUUCCUCAUGCCCUGCCCGCCAAGACUGCAUCAAGUUUUUCAUGCAACUCUGGGAGAGGCAAAAAGCUUGGCUCCUACCAGCCUUAGAGCAGUCCAAAGCUGACUGGAAAUUUGUGGUGGGUCAUGCACCACCAGAAAAUUUUGAGGAAUCGCUCAUGGAGCAGAUGCGCGAUCGGGGCGUAUCGGUCUACAUGGCAGGACAUGUGCACCAGCUGCGGCACGACCAGUGUCCCUCGGGCAUCGAGGCCAUCAUCUCUGGCUCGGGCGGUGGAUAUCAGUCGGCCGGGGGUGGCUCGCCGUACACCAUCCACGAAACGCAGGACUAUGGCUUUGCAACCAUCAACGUGAAGUGGAACAAGUUGUCGGUGGAGUACUGGAACGACCAGGGAAAGAGACUGUGGGACCCCGUGGUGAUUCCGAAGGUGGAUUUGCAACAGGAGGGACUGCUGAAGAAACUGCGGGAGGCAGCUCUGAAGUCGGACCUUCAAGCCAUGAAGGAUGCCAUCGCUGCAGCAAAGAACUACGGAGUGGAGGACCGCCACGUGUACACUGCCGCGGUGGCUGGGGUGAAAGCCUUUGAAGCUGAAGGAGGCUUGGCUUGGGUCUUCAUGAGUCCAAAGAUCAUGAAGAACGAUGCAGGACGCACUUCAGGAAUUUUAGCCUCGUGGACCACGGAAGGCCUGCCCACCACUGAGACACGGCUGGUUGUGGCCAGCACUUGCUGCUCAGGUGCUACGAAGUCGCAAUACAAAGACGAGAGCGUCCUAUGUGACCCGCAGGAGACAUGUUCGCCUCAGAAGAUGGCGGAGAAUUUGGUGGAUGGAGGUGCUGCUGCCAUGUUGCUCAUGUCCAAGGAUCAAAUCCUGGUGGAUGCGAACAACAACAGCACCAAGGCCUUCGCACUGCCGGCACUGUCCAUCCCGAAAGACUUCGUGUUGCACGUGCCUUCCUGGUUGAGCAACAAGGAAGAAGUGAUUUCCAUCAGCUACACUGGUGGGGAGAAGGGCUCUCAAGAUGCCAUCGAGCAAGCCAGGAAUGCCGGGGUCCCAGAAGACAUGAUCGAAGAAGCCACGUUGGCUUCGCGGCAGAGGAGGGCCAUCGAACAUUUGAAGACUGCCAUGGAGUCGGAUGACGACCAAGAGCUUCGGAAAGCCAUCGACUUGGCAGACAAGAGUCGUGCCCAGAACGAGAUCGUUGAACUGGCCAAAAGGCGGCUGACCUUGAAGGAACUGGAGGUUGGCCUGGCCAAUGUGAACAAGAAUUGUGACGACUUUUUGCGGGUCCACGACAUGAUCGAACGCGCUGACGCGAUGCAUCUGUCAAAUACCACUGCUGCACAGGAGUGUCGCCUGUCCCUGGCAUUGGAAGCUUUGCAGUAUGCACUCAAUGAAGGUGCCAAUUGCAAGGAACCCAUGGAGAAGGCUGUGGCCUGGUGCAAGUUGGCGGACGCCUUGGAGCAGAAGAUUCUGGCGGCCGAGGAAUUCUGCAAGAAGCAGGUGGGUGAACAGGGCAUGAACAGCGUGAUCAUUUGGUUGGUGGUUUUCCUGAUCCUCGCAAUAGGCGUUGGUGGCUUCUGGUGGCUGCAAAAUCGGAAGUCCAUGCAGGCCUCCUCCGCCACCACCGGUCGCCCCGACGGCGCUGGCAUCGAGCUGCUGGACGCCAGCUGA